This is a messenger RNA of Spinacia oleracea (spinach), 369 nucleotides long. Its product is annotated as zinc finger protein 5-like. Gene Ontology annotation, biological process: gibberellic acid mediated signaling pathway; cytokinin-activated signaling pathway; trichome morphogenesis. The transcript has a single exon. The coding region runs from base 1 to 369 and encodes 122 amino acids. NCBI's taxonomy places the organism in Eukaryota, Viridiplantae, Streptophyta, Magnoliopsida, Caryophyllales, Amaranthaceae. The record is from RefSeq and is a predicted model, not a curated record. Gene Ontology annotation, cellular component: nucleus. Gene Ontology annotation, molecular function: transcription cis-regulatory region binding; DNA-binding transcription factor activity.
AUGGAAAAGAUUGAUCAAUUUUCACAAGGAGCUCCUAUUGGUAAGAAGCUUAGGCUAUUUGGUUUCGACUUUGAUUUUAGUCAAAAUAAUGCAAGUAAUUUAGAACACGACGAAGGGAGAGUGCAAGGUAAACGUAAAUGUCCAUUUUGUGAGAAAGAGUUCACAAAUUCACAAGCGUUAGGAGGUCACCAAAACGCGCACAAGAAAGAGAGGUUGGUGAUGAGAAAAUCGCAGCUCGCGGCGAAGAAAGCGAGCAUUGAGUUCUACCUUCGGUCUCUUGAUCAUCGUUUUUCUAGCUCUUUGGUGUAUGAUUCACCAUUUAUGUUUGAUUCCAUCAGUGAGCCCUUGCAAGUUUAUGUCCCUUACUAA